This is a messenger RNA of Aspergillus campestris IBT 28561, 645 nucleotides long. Its product is annotated as copper metallochaperone ATX1. The record is from RefSeq and is a predicted model, not a curated record. Bases 165 to 338 code for a protein of 57 amino acids. NCBI's taxonomy places the organism in Eukaryota, Fungi, Ascomycota, Eurotiomycetes, Eurotiales, Aspergillaceae. The transcript has a single exon. Gene Ontology annotation, molecular function: metal ion binding.
GUCCGACCACACAUACAAUUUCAACAUCUCCAUGAGCUGCGGCGGCUGCUCCGGCGCCGUGGAGCGAGUUCUCAAGAAGCUGGAAGGUGCGUUGCUGUCUAGUAGUAUUCUGAACUCAUUGAUGAUUCACACCACCGGGCGGUCAGUCAGCUCACUGAUAACUAAUGAAUGUCUCCAAAACCGCAGGUGUCAAAUCCCUCGACGUCAAUCUAGAAUCCCAAACCGCCAACGUCGUCACCGAGCCUUCUGUCUCCUAUGACACCGUCCUCGCUACGAUCAAGAAGACCGGAAAGACUGUCAACAGCGGGGAGGCAGAUGGUGAACCCAAGGAUGUAUAGAUAUAUGGAUGGAUGGAUAUGCAUGCGCCGAUGACAACAGCCUACUAUUACCCACUGUGCUCGCGAGUUGCUUUUAUCCUCUAGAGAAGGUAGUGGGGAUACCUACUACCGUGUGUUGUGUCCCGCGCGGGGAGUCGCAGCUUGAGUUUGGGCUGGGCGGGGCUCACGUAUAAUGAGGGGUCUGUUUGGCAUGGAUGGUGACCCAGACGGAGGUUGGUGAGGGAUCGAUCGAUCGGGUUGUUCUAGUUGGGCUGCUUGGGACGACAUCUCUUGUUUAUAUGUUCUCUAUCUUCUUCUUCGUUUUUUU